CGAGUCGUCAACACUUGAAGAUGUGCGCUAUGAUCUUGUUGUGCCUAUUUCUGUCGCUUUGUGCUGCAGUCUCCGAGGGUAAGCAGGACUUUGCUGUGAACGUCAACAGUGAUGGCACCUACAGCGUCGUUGUUCAGGGAGAUGUGUGGCUGAAGAGCGCUCCCACCUUCUUCAGAGCUGAUGGCCAAGUGUUCUCCUCUGCUGAUGGAUCUCUGAAGCUGGUCAAGAACACUCAGUCCAGUGGAGUGGACAUCAUCGGGCAGUGGGAGGCCAACAGCUUCUUGUACAAGGCAGGGUCCAGUCAGAUCGAGGCCAGCUUUGUACAGUACACACCAGAUCCAAGCAUAUUCACCUACAACAACCCGGCCUUACCGUUCAUGUUGUUCAAACAGCGUUACAUCAAUGGAGCAAACAACACCGCCUCCAAAAUCAGUAACUUCACCAUUUCUGGAUUUCCUGGGUUUCUAAUUCAAGAGUCAACCAUUCCGUUAGGAUACCUAAGCUAUGGAGGAUCUCAGGCUGGAAGCAUUGGUCUCAUUGUAGGGCAAUGGGGACCAUCAUCAUUUACAAUCAACGACGGGAUCGAGGGUGGACCCUUGACGAUAUUUGAUCGAGUGAAGACUGCAAAUACACUGAUUAUCUCCCCUGCCAGUCGGUUUAUGUCGUCAUCAAUAUGGCGUCAGAACUCCAGCACCGGCGGGGACAAUGUCUACUGGGGGACGAUGGGUCGAGUUGAAGAUGUCCCUGUUGGCGUUGAAACCAGCUUUAUUCUUUUCUGUGGUAAUCAAGGUAUUAACAAGGCCUCCGUAAGCUGGGGUCAGAUCUUACAACGAUGGCAUGGACGUACAGAUCAAUAUGUGAAGUCCGACUUUACGAUCAACUACUUAGGGUUCUGGACGGACAAUGGUGCAUAUUACUAUUACGUGACGGAGAAAGGAAAGAACCACCAAGAUACAAUGUUGGAUAUCAAGAGCUACAUGGUACAGAUAGGGGUACCCGUCAGGUACAUUCAGUAUGACGAAUGGUGGUACUACUGGGACAAUGGUUUUGUUUACUUACCAGGUACAUUCAGUAUAACGAAUGGCGGGGCUACUGGGACAAUGGUUUUGUUUACUUACCAGGUACAUUCAGUAUGACGAAUGGUGGUACUACUUAGGACAAUGGGUUUGUUUACUUACCAGGUACAUUCAGUAUAACGAAUGGCGGGACUACUGGGACAAUGGUUUUGUUUAUUUGCCAGGUACAUUCAGUAUGACGAAUGGUGGUACUACUGGGACAAUGGUUUUGUUUAUUUACCAGGUACAUUCGGUAUGACGAAUGGUGGUACUACUGGGACAAUGGUUUUGUUUACUUACCACGUACAUUCGGUUCGAUGAAUGGUGGUACUACUGGGACAAUGGUUUUGUUUACUUACCACGUACAUUCGGUUCGAUGAAUGGUGGUACUACUGGGACAAUGG
This is a messenger RNA of Haliotis rubra (blacklip abalone), 1459 nucleotides long. RefSeq lists its product as uncharacterized. Lineage: Eukaryota; Metazoa; Mollusca; Gastropoda; Lepetellida; Haliotidae. The transcript is spliced from 7 exons. The record is from RefSeq and is a predicted model, not a curated record. Bases 21 to 1136 code for a protein of 371 amino acids.